Messenger RNA from Cadophora gregata, 1338 nucleotides. RefSeq names its product rRNA-processing protein sof1 (gene SOF1). Gene Ontology annotation, cellular component: nucleolus; small-subunit processome. Gene Ontology annotation, biological process: maturation of SSU-rRNA from tricistronic rRNA transcript (SSU-rRNA, 5.8S rRNA, LSU-rRNA). Gene Ontology annotation, molecular function: protein binding. Bases 1 to 1338 code for a protein of 445 amino acids. Lineage: Eukaryota; Fungi; Ascomycota; Leotiomycetes; Helotiales; Ploettnerulaceae. The transcript has 2 exons. The record is from RefSeq and is a predicted model, not a curated record.
AUGAAAAUCAAAGCUUUAAGUAGGCCCACGUCCUCGGCGCAAGCCCCAGGCACAUCGGCGCAAAAAGCACCUCGAAAUCUCGACCCAGCCCUCCAUCCAUUUGCUCGCUCACGCGAGUACACCAGAGCACUCAAUGCGACAAAGUUAGAGCGCAUGUUUGCAGCGCCAUUCAUUGCGCAACUUGGGAAAGGUCACGUCGACGGAGUAUACACCCUUGCGAAGGAUCCGAAUUCCUUAGAGAGAUUUGCCAGUGGAAGUGGUGAUGGAGUUGUCAAGGUCUGGGACUUGACCAGCAGAGACGAGAUAUGGCAUACAUCUGCCCACGAGAACUUGGUUAAGGGGAUGUGCUGGACUCAAGAUAAAAAGCUCUUGACUUGUGCCAGUGAUAGGUCGGUCAAGUUGUGGUCGCCAUAUGAUACACAGCCCGACAGUGCUCCUACAGCAACUUGGCUGGGGACCAAUGCUUUCACAAGUAUCUCGCACCAUCGGUCAAAACCUUCCUUCGCAGUAUCUUCAGAGGUCAUCUCCAUUUAUGAUUUGGAGAAGCAAAAUGCCACUCCAGAAGUCCUUCGAUGGCCUACGACCACAGAUACGAUCACAAAUGUCUCUUUCAAUCCCAUCGAAACAUCUAUCCUUGGAUCAGCCGCAACCGAUAGAUCAAUUGUGCUUUACGAUUUAAGGACCUCCAUGCCACUUGCCAGGACUAUCUUGAAGUUCCCCGGAAAUGCAAUAUCCUGGAACCCAAUGGAGGCAAUGAACUUCGCAGUCGCCAGCGAAGACCACAACAUCUACAUAUUUGACAUGCGGAAAAUGGACCGAGCACUCAACGUAUUAAAGGAUCACGUAGCAGCCGUCAUGGAUGUAGAGUUCAGUCCUACAGGCGAAGAGCUCGUGUCGGCAAGUUACGACCGAACUGUCAGACUCUGGAGCAGAAUGAAGGGACACUCGAGAGACAUCUACCACACGAAACGAAUGCAGCGCGUCUUCUCAUGCAAAUGGACCCCGGACUCCAAAUACAUUCUUUCUGGAUCAGACGACGGCAACAUCCGUCUGUGGCGCGCUAACGCCUCUGAGAGAAGCGGUAUCAAAUCAGCAAAGCAGCGUCAAGCCCUUGAGUACAGCGAAGCUCUGACAGAGAGAUAUGCACACAUGCCGGAGAUCCGCCGCAUCAAGCGCCACAGACACAUUCCAAAGGUUGUUAAGAAGGCUGGCGAGAUCAAGACGGAGGAAUUGAAGGCUAUCAAGAGGAGAGAGGAGAACGAGCGGAAGCAUACGAAGAAGCAGUUCAAGAAGAGACUGAAUGAGAGAGAGAAGAUGAUUCUGGCGACGGAGAAGUAA